Molecule: messenger RNA, 1192 nt
Organism: Fundulus heteroclitus (mummichog)
Lineage: Eukaryota; Metazoa; Chordata; Actinopteri; Cyprinodontiformes; Fundulidae
Product: granzyme A
Exons: 5
Coding region: 33-815 (260 amino acids)
Biological process (GO): proteolysis
Molecular function (GO): serine-type endopeptidase activity
Source: RefSeq, a predicted model, not a curated record
UCAUCAUCAGAGGCAGACAUUAUUAGGAGGAAAUGUUGUGCCUGAGGGGUUUCGUUGCUUUCAUUCUUGGUGCCUUUCUCCUUAUUGUCAAAUCCAGUCGUGGUUCUGAGAUUAUCAAUGGGACAGCAGUGACGCCCCACUCGAUGCCUUUCAUGGCUCUCCUGGAGGCAGACAAAGGAUACUGUGGAGGAACACUAAUUGAUCCAUUAUGGGUUCUGACUGCUGCACACUGUGGAAACGUUAAGAAGGUGUCACUGGGGGUGCACUCCCGCAAGGCACAGGAGAAAGAAAAACGUUACAGGCAGGUCUGUGAGAGGGAAAAGAAUGUUCCUCAUCCUGACUUUAAUUCCCAUACAUAUGACCAUGACCUCAUGUUGGUGAAGCUGAACAAGGCAGUGGAGGAAACCCAAUGGGUGGGCAGCCUCAAGCUGAACGAAGUUGUCAACGACCCACCAGCCGGUUCAGUCUGUACGGCGGCUGGAUGGGGAAAAACCGACAAGCAUGCAAAUACAAUGUCAGAUGUCUUGAUGGCGGUCAAUGUGACUGUGGUUGACAGAAUUAAAUGCAACUCCAAGGAUUAUUACAACUAUGAUAAUUACAUAACUACGAACAUGAUAUGUGCCGGGUCAGAUGGUGAAAACGCUGCUGACACUUGUGUGGGAGAUUCAGGUGGGCCAAUAUUGUGCAAUGGAGGUCUAGUUGGUGUCACAAGCUUUGGCCCUGAGAAUGAAUGUGGAAAGAAAAACUGGCCUGGAGUGUACGCUUUCCUUACAAGUGAUCAUCUUGACUGGAUUAAGAAGACAAUGAAGCAAUAAAUAUUUUUUAUAAACUUUCCUUUGAAUUUAGCCAUGUUAUUAUUUAGCUGCGUCUCUGAUACUUUGCUUCGAUUCAACCGGGAUUAUGUUAAAAGAUGUACAUUUGUACAACCAAUAAACAUAUUGCACAAAUCCUGAGCUUUCACUUAUUACAUUAAGCCUUGAAAACAGUUUAUAAAAACAGCUUUAAGGAAUUAAAGGGUAAAUAUUAUUUUCUGGCCCUGUAGUGCCAGAUAAACUAUUACCAAUUACCUCUGUGUGUGGUUUAUCUUUUCCAUAUCAGUAGUCAGUGCUCACUAUUACAGCUAGAGCUCUACUUAAUCCUUGACUAAAAUAGGUUGCAUAGAUGUGAGGAAUGUAAACAAUUGCUUCUGUAU